Molecule: messenger RNA, 795 nt
Organism: Lactuca sativa (garden lettuce)
Lineage: Eukaryota; Viridiplantae; Streptophyta; Magnoliopsida; Asterales; Asteraceae
Source: RefSeq, a predicted model, not a curated record
AUGUCUCAUAAUGCAAACUCAUCAGAUGGUCCUGAUUCAUCAAAUGUGAAUGAAUAUGAUGAGUGGGAAGCACGAGCUGUUCAACAAAAUCGAAAACUUGAUGUUAUCAUGAGUGAGUUACUCAUAAGCAUACCAAAUAUGAGCGUAAGAGAUCACCCAAGAGCAAAAAGGAGGUAUUGUGAUCGGGAACGUGAGCAGGGUGAGGCACGUUUGAUGAAAGACUACUUUGUUGACAACCCAACGUAUGGUGAAGAAAAAUUUCGAGGUAGAUUUCGAAUGCAAAAACCACUAUUUCUCCAUAUAAUGGAAGUUGUUACAGCCAAUGACCGAUAUUUUCAACAAAUACGUGAUGCCACAGGCAGACAAGGUCUUUCACCAUUACAAAAAUGUACCAGAGCUAUGCGGGUGUUGGCAUAUGGGACAUCAACAGAUGCACAUGAUGAAUAUUCGAGAAUGAGUGAGACUAUAACAAGGGAUGCUCUUGUAAAGUUUGUGGAAGGUGUUAUUUCAUGCUUUCAUGAAGAGUACCUUGGACACCCCGAUCAAGAUGAUUUGGCACGAUUGCUCCAUGUUGGAGAAGAACGUGGAUUUCCAGGCAUGAUGUCUACUCAUGUUGAUGCUUCUGCUCCAUCAUCUCCUACCCACCACUCGGGUUUCUCCCUGCUCCCCAUCGUCUCCAAAGUGACUUUUAAUGGCUCCAACUAUAAGGAUUGGAUGCCAACAUCAGAAUGGAUCUUCACUUUGAGGGAAAAGAACAUUUCCUUGAGGAAAAGCUCGUUGAAGUUGACGAUGUGA